This is a messenger RNA of Emys orbicularis (European pond turtle), 1044 nucleotides long. RefSeq names its product G protein-coupled receptor 50 (gene GPR50). Gene Ontology annotation, biological process: G protein-coupled receptor signaling pathway. Gene Ontology annotation, molecular function: melatonin receptor activity. The transcript has 2 exons. The record is from RefSeq and is a predicted model, not a curated record. The coding region runs from base 1 to 1044 and encodes 347 amino acids. Gene Ontology annotation, cellular component: plasma membrane. NCBI's taxonomy places the organism in Eukaryota, Metazoa, Chordata, Testudines, Emydidae.
AUGGAGCUGCCGGACGGCAACGGGAGCUGCCCGGACUGCAGCCUGGGGGCUCGCCCGUCCGCCGGGGCCACCACCGCCUUGGCCGCGGUGAUCAUCUUCACCAUCGUGGGGGACCUGGUGGGCAACGCGCUGGUGAUCCUGUCCGUGCUGAGGAACAAGAAGCUCCGCAACGCCGGUAACAUCUUUGUGGUCAGUCUGUCUGUAGCGGACCUAGUAGUAGCGGUGUACCCUUAUCCUCUCAUCUUGAGUGCCAUUUUCCAUAAUGGAUGGACACUGGGAAACAUUCACUGCCAAAUCAGUGGGUUCCUCAUGGGCUUAAGUGUCAUUGGGUCCAUUUUUAACAUCACAGUCAUAGCAAUCAACAGAUACUGCUACAUCUGCCACAGCCUCUGGUACGAUAAACUCUUCAACCUGAAGAACACCUGCUGCUAUCUUUGCCUGACCUGGAUACUGACAGUGGUGGCAAUUGUGCCAAACUUUUUUGUUGGAUCCCUGCGAUAUGAUCCCCGGAUUUAUUCCUGCACCUUUGCCCAGACUGUAAGUACAUCGUACACCAUAACAGUGGUAGUUGUUCAUUUUAUAGUCCCCCUGUCCAUAGUGUCAUUCUGUUACCUACGGAUUUGGAUUUUGGUGAUUCAAGUCAAGCACCGGGUAAGACAAGACUCCAGGCAGAAGCUAAGAGCAGCUGAUGUUCGGAAUUUUUUGACCAUGUUUGUGGUUUUUGUCCUCUUUGCAGUGUGUUGGGGGCCGUUAAACUUUAUUGGUCUUGCUGUCUCUAUUAAUCCUUCAGAAGUAGUGCCAAAAAUUCCAGAAUGGCUCUUUGUCCUGAGUUACUUCAUGGCCUAUUUUAACAGCUGUCUCAAUGCUAUGAUAUACGGGCUUCUCAAUCAGAAUUUCCGAAAGGAGUACAAAAGAAUCCUACUGACUCUAUGGACUCCGAGGUUGCUGUUCAUCGACGUGUCGAAAGGUGUGACGGAGGGACUGAAAAGCAAGCCCUCCCCAGCUGUAACAAACAACAACAACCAAGCUGAAAUACACUUAUGA